Molecule: messenger RNA, 2124 nt
Organism: Periophthalmus magnuspinnatus
Lineage: Eukaryota; Metazoa; Chordata; Actinopteri; Gobiiformes; Gobiidae
Product: actin filament-associated protein 1-like 2
Exons: 16
Coding region: 61-1851 (596 amino acids)
Biological process (GO): positive regulation of interleukin-8 production; regulation of mitotic cell cycle; positive regulation of epidermal growth factor receptor signaling pathway
Cellular component (GO): cytosol
Molecular function (GO): SH2 domain binding; SH3 domain binding
Source: RefSeq, a predicted model, not a curated record
AGACCAGGACUAAACCAGGACCAGAGAAGAGCAGGUUUUCCCGUUCCUCUUUAGGAUGUGAUGAAGUCUGAAAACAUGGACAAACAGAAAGUCCUAGCUCGUGUGCUGUGGGAUCUUCAGUCCUUUCUGUCCCUGUUGGAUUCUGAAAACCUGAGUUUCAUCGCACAGGCCCAAAAGAAAUCACUCUCCGAGCUGCUGUCUACUCUGCAAGCUACUGCGAAUACUACAGGUACUACUACAGUGGAGGAUGCUGAGUACAUGGUGAUGAGCUGCCCCUCCUCAUCUCCCACAGAUCCCCCAGCACCAGAUGUGACUUGGACCUCAGAGCUGGACCCCAACAAGGACCCAAAACUACAACACAAACUGGGAAGUGUCCAUUCUGUGCUGACUCUUCCUCCCGAUGAAGAGGACACGUACGAAGAAGCUGCUCCCUACGCCCCACAGUCCACCUGCAACUCUACUGAAAAGGCGGAGUCAGACAGCAGUCAUUAUGAAUCCUACGGCGAUGAAGACGACGAUGACGUGUUUGAGGGUGGGGCCAGGCUGAUGCUGGACAGGCGCUUUGUCCAAUGGAGUGCGUCACAGCCAUGUCUAAGGCCCGCCCCUGAGUCCCGUCUCUGCGGUUACCUGUGGAGGAGGAAGUGGCUCGGGCAGUGGACCAAACAACUGUUCAUCAUCAAGAACCACUCGCUCAUGUAUUAUAAGUGCCCUCGGGACCCUGACCCGCAGAUGGCGCUGGACCUCCGUGGCUGUGUCCUGGUGUAUAAAGCCAAGCCCCAGAGGAGAGUCCCCCACACCCUCAGACUGCUCCUUCCCGGGUCACACAGCCUCGUCCUGGGGUUUAGUAGCUACCAACAUGCCCAGGAGUGGAAGACGGUGAUUGAGGAGCUGAGCUGUGGAGACAUCGAGACGCAAAGUUCAUCUUUGAUCAGAACUGAACCACUGUCCUGCAGGACCAGUGCAGUGCAGACAGACUCAGAUGACGAGAGAUCCUCAGCUCCACAGCGUUCUCCACAGGACAAAGGUUACCUGAAUGUGCUGAUGAACUGUCAGUGGCAGAGUCUGCACUGUGAGGUGCAGGGCGGAAUCCUGAACAUGUUCGCCCACAGAGACCAGGACCCAGAUCUAGACCAGGAUCAGGGUCUAAACCAGGAUCAGAACCAGGAUCAUAACCAGAACUCGGACCGUGGAAGGACCCCUCAGUACAUGCUGUCUCUGAUUGGCUGUGAGGUCACUUCUGGACCGGACACACUCCACUCCUACAGGAUCACACUGAGCACGCUCAGUGAGGCACCCGCUGUGCUGGAGGUGAGCAGCGAUGAGGAGAGGGAGCACUGGAUCAAACUACUAAAGGAAUCGGCUAAUCAGAAACAAGAGCCCAGCCCACCUGAGGACAGCGAUCCCCUCAGUGGUCUCCAAACUCGGAGGUUCCCGUCACCGAACACUUAUGAGACCCAACUCUACUCCAACAGCUCAGUCGUACAGCACCAGCUCCACAAAGACUCCAGCCAAGACUCAGGGACCUACAGCAACACCAGCCUCAACCAGCGGAGGGGUGGGGAGCAGCGGUGUGUUCAGAGACUGGAGCUCGCUGGGAAACCUCACGCCUCAAAUGGAGUGAAGCUGCGGGCAGAGUCAGAGAUCAACCUGGCAACGAAAAACAAACGCAUCUCCUUCAGACAGUCGCUGGCCAUCUGCACCGAGCGCGCCCAGUCCAAUUUCCUGACACCUCUGCUGAGGAGGACAGCUUCAGCCAAACUGUCUCUGAAACGAGCUCCGUCAAUGCUAUUCCUGGAGACCGGGCGCGUUUCCAACAGGAAGAAGGAGUGGGAGAUGAAAGCUGCAGCCUGAACAUCAAAAAUUCUCAGAGUAAUUUGAAGUGUAAAAUACAGCAUAAGAACAACAAACAGAGGGGCUCGGGAUGAACGAGGGAUGAAUCCAAUGUUUUUAUUAAUAACUAUAUUAAUAUUUCUUAUUUGUCAGUUUUGGAUCCCACCUCAGGAUCACCACAUUGGCACUGUCCUUUUACUGUCCUUUUGUACAAUGUUUUAUAAGGAGCACUUUUUAUAUGGAAAAAACAAGUCAUUUAUAAUUAAACUAUUUUAACCUGUUUUGUAUUAUUAG